ACAUUGAAAAUGUCACAUGCUAAACUUUCCCCCCUACAUAAUCGGCAAUAGUGCGGGCUGCGGCACCGCAGCAGCGCCAUGAACGCCGUCGAACCCUCCGCCGCCGCCAUCGCCGAAGACCCCAUUACUCCGGCCGCCUCCGCAGCCCCGUACCCUGGCCGCCUCCGCGAAGCACUUACCGCCCUUUCCGAGGCUUGCGAGUCCGGCAACUUCAAUGCUUCCGAAACCGCCUCCUUCACCAUCUCCGACAUUCUUGACACCGCAGCCGGCGUAAGUGGCGAGCUCGAUGACGGGAGCGACGACAGCCAAGACGCGUCGAGGUCAGGGGCCUCCGAAGUGCUGCUUCGCGAGGUGCUCGAGUUCCUCUCUCGCCCGUCAUCGAUCUCGAACCAGAUGGCCCUUGACGCGCUCUCGCUUGUGCUUCCCAAACCCGUGGCGAAGCUAGGGGCUCGAAUGGGGAGAUGCCGGGAUGUUGCCGCAGCUAUCCUAAAGUUCUUCGUGACGAAUUGCAAUCCGAGGGACAUGCUCUCCAUCCUCUGUGAGGCAUUAGAUGCACCAAUGGAGCUACCAAAUGGCUUAUCCAGUUUUGUUCUUCUACUCGAUGCACUUGCUAAAGUGUUUACUUUAAUUCAGAGGCGACAUAUCGAGCAAGUAAAGGUGGCACUGCCCGUUGUACUUAAAGUUAUGCAUGCUACUGUAUCAGAAUGUGUUGAGGAACAUGGAAGUGCUGCUGUUGAUCUUUUCAAUGCAGCACAUGGUGUUGGCAAGGCCAUUCAAGAAAUGUGCAUAUCAAUGUUCAACAAAAACAAAGAUCUCUGUGCAAUUCUUGGUUUAUACUCCCUUCAGAAUAUAGCUCUUGUAUCACGAAGCAGACAGCAGGAUAUUCUCUCUGCUUGUGGUUCAGUUGUUUUUCAGAGUUUCAGAUUUCUUAAAACUAGUGGAUUCACCUAUCGUGGCCUACUAACUGGCAGUGAUGUCACAGCUGCAACGGUUGAACUUUCCAAAGAGGAAGAUGCUGAUUUUAUGGAGCAUUUUUCCUUUGCUAUGGAUGGUGCAGCACUUUCAGUUGUGUGGACACUUAUGCAUGAUGAUAAAGAUAUGUCAAAGUAUGCUGGAGAAGAGUUGGAAUUAGCAGUAAAGGAAGUUCAGGGCAACCAUAUGGAAAAAUGGGAAGCAAUUAACAUGCUUAAAUAUGUCCUAUCCUCAAUUCAUUACCCAUGGAUAAUCAAAUCCCACAGUUUAAACUUAAUGCUGAUUCUAUCCGGUGAAGAUCAUGUUGAAGAGAUCAAUAAUCAUGUAGAUUUCACAUGCUUUGCUCAUCGCAUUUUUGAAACACUCAAGGCCAUUGAAAGCGUUAUGAUUGCUGCCCCUAUGGCAUUGGUGCGGAAAAAAGCAUUUGCUGCUUUGAAAAAGGUUAUUUCAAUGGUGCCAUCAUCCCAGAGAUUUGACAUCUUACAUGGUCUUGUAAACAAUAGUACAUCUCCAGCUUUGACUGCAAUUCUCCUUGAUCUAGUGAGGCAGGAAGUUUCGAGAGAGAGUCGCCAAGCUGACAAUGAUUGUAUUGAAGACGAAGGAUUUCGAGGUAAUGGGUUACCGCGCUGGGCAUCUCAUGCACUUGAGUUAGUUGAGCUGAUUUUGAGGCCUCCAGAAGGUGGUCCUCCUUGCCUUCCUGAUCACAGUGAACAGGACCAUCUACUAGAGGCUCAGUUGCUGUUGCUGCCACUUCGUUCGCUUGUACUUCAGAGUCGGCCUGGGUACUUGAUUCAGGAGCCUCCUUUCAUGUCACAUCUGAUCAGUCAAAGUUGGCUUCUACUACACCUGUCACAGAUGGUGCUUCAGUGCAGACAGCUGAUGGACCUUCGCACAGGGGAAGUGAUUGGGACUGGCCGUCGCCGUAGAGCCGCUCCUCGCCUCUACAUCUUGGACUCUUUCCGGCUUCCUUCCUUGGCUACAUCUCCAGCGCAUGUAAUAUCAGCUCUAAACUUGCUAAGAUUUAUUCUGAUAAUAGAUUCAAGAGGACAAAGAUCUGCAAAAUUGUUUCGGAAAGAGACAUUGCACAAGGUGCACUCGGAGUGGCUGACCCCAUUAAGACCAAUCGCGGAGCAAAUUCAGUUGGAAAAUGAAAAGGAUGCUGAUGAGAUUACAAAACAAAUAGUGUGCAUGUUAAAUCUUGUUCAACUGGUGCUAUACCGCUGCAUCGAGUUGGUGGAGGAAAAGAUGAAAGGCUGCUAAUGUUUUUGGUACCUGUCAUUUCUAUACAGUAGCAUCUGCUGUAUCUGGAUGGAAUGUUCUUGAGGAUAUAAAUUCCAUCUUCUCAGGUUAUUGUAUAUUUACAUGGCCAGGAAGUCUGGUUUUAUUUAAAGUGUGCAUAACGUAUUCACAGGAAUAUAUGGUGUUAUUAUCAUAAACUAACAAAUAGGAUGUGGUUAACCCGUCA
Messenger RNA from Zea mays, 2437 nucleotides. Its product is annotated as aberrant lateral root formation 4. Gene Ontology annotation, cellular component: cytoplasm. Bases 79 to 2232 code for a protein of 717 amino acids. The transcript is spliced from 16 exons. NCBI's taxonomy places the organism in Eukaryota, Viridiplantae, Streptophyta, Magnoliopsida, Poales, Poaceae. The record is from RefSeq and is a predicted model, not a curated record. Gene Ontology annotation, molecular function: ubiquitin-protein transferase inhibitor activity.